AUGUCUACAGAUCAGCAUCCUUAUUUAACAGCGAGUCCGUUUAGUAAGCUUUUUUAUUCAUGGGUAUCAAGUCUUCUUUCACUACGUCGUAAACGACCUCUUGAAUACAAUGAUAUCUACGAUGUAUUGCCCGAUGAUCAAAGUGAACCAUGGAUCGAUCGACUAGAAAAAGCAUGGGAAAACGAAAUUGUACUGUCGACUAAAUUGGCUAAGAAAAAACAGCAGCCUUCACUAAUACGUGCUACUUGGUCAAUAUACCGUUAUCGUUAUGGUAUCAUCGGCAUCUAUCUCUUUAUCUAUACAAUGCUUCGUUUUAUUCAACCAUUUGUACUUGCACGUUUCCUUCGUUGUCUUGUACCUUGUUCGAAAAAAUCAUUUGCAGAGAUGAUAUGUUGGGCUGCACUCAACAGUGUUUUUCCUUGGUUAAUGUUCACGAUUCGACAUACGGGUUUGUCACGUGGUUUUCUUGCCGGUAUGCAUAUUCGUUGUGCGUACCAUGGAUUAAUCUUUCGUAAGAUCGUCCGAUUAUCGAUGGGAUCAUUAGGAGCUCAGUCAAGUGGAAAAAUUAUUAAUAUGAUGACGAAUGAUGUACAAACAGUUGAACAUCUAGUACUCGAUGGACAUUUUUUUUGGAUCGGCACAUUAGAAACUAUUGUCGUAUUAGCUAUUCUUUGGACACAUGUUGGUUUCACCAUUCUACUGGCUAUGAUAUAUACAUUAUUGGUUGUUUCCAUUCAAAUCCUCUGUGGUAAAAUUAUGCAGAUCAUUUGGACAAAACGUGUUCGACAAACAGAUUUGCGUAUCAAACUAAUGAAUGAAAUCGUUAAGUCGAUUCAUCUCGUUAAAAUGUACGUUUGGGAAAGACCAUUUCAAUUAAAAGUCGAACGUGUACGACGAAAAGAAACUUUCUAUGUUAUCCUAAAAUCAUUGAUGAUUAGUGUGAAAAUAGUCAAUGGUUACUCAUUUUCAUUAAUAUUCUUUCUUAUCGUUUUCGGUCUUCUCUGGUAUCGACGUGCCCCAUUCAAUACGGACUUUUUUACGAUUGCUUUCGUGCUUAUCUCCUAUCUUCGACAUACUUAUUUGCAUGGUUUUGCUACUUCAUGCAUAAAUUUAUCCCAAUAUUGGGUAGCAGUACAACGUAUUCAGGCAUUUUUAACUGUCGACGAAUAUAAUCAAUCAAAAAUGAUCAUUAUGCAAAAUGAAUUUAAUAAUAAAGAUAAAUUGACCAUUGAUAUUCAAAAUUUGUCAUCGAAUUGGGAGAAUGCUUCCUUUCACCUACGCGACGUGACAUUUUCGGCACAAACUGGAGAAUUGAUUAUCAUUAUUGGAUCGAUCGCAUCAGGAAAAAGCUCAUUGCUAAUGACUUUACUUGGUGAAAUGAAAAUGACUAGUGGUACCAUAAAGUUAAACCGAAAUGCUCGUUUUUGUUAUGUACCUCAAGAAUCAUGGAUAUUUUCUGGUUCGAUUAAAGAAAAUAUUCUUUUCGGAAUGGAAUUCAAUGAGAAAAAAUUCAAUGAAUCCAUUUAUGCUGCCGGUCUCGAUACGGAUUUAGAAAACUUUCAAUAUGGUGACUCGACUUUGGUAGGAGACAAUGGAAUCAUUUUAUCUGGUGGACAAAAAGCACGUUUAUCGUUAGCUCGAGCACUCUAUCGAGAUGAAGAUAUUUAUCUACUUGAUGAUCCUCUUUCAGCUGUCGAUGUACAAGUUGCUCGACACAUAUUCGAAAAAUGUAUUCUGAGAAAUUUACGCUCAAAAGUGUGUAUUUUAGUUACACAUCAAAUUCAAUUUUUAAAAUAUGCUACGACAAUCGUAUUCCUUGAUAAAGGCACUCAAGUAGCAAGUGGAACUUAUGCAGAGUUAUAUGAGAUGUGUCCUGAAUUCAAACAAUGGACACAGACAAAUACAAAUAAUUCACGUUUGGAUUCAUUAUCCACUUCAGAGCCAACUACUCCAUUGAAUAUAUCAGCUCUACCGGACUUCAUUACACAAUUAUCACUAUUGACGGGAUCUUCUAGUAGUAAUGAAACAGAAAAAUUGCUGACACAAACAGUAGAAAAACCCGUGCAAAAACAAUCAGAAGAAUCCAAACAUACUGGUGCAGUCAGUCGAUGGGCAAAUGCUGAACGCAUUCGAUAUGCAUCGAAAUCAACGAAUGACAAUUGUACUGUUGAAGAUCAAUCGUCGAUUCGAAAUAUGACGAUUAAUGAAUGGUAUAAAAAACGAGAUAAUUAUUUCUACGUUCUUCUCGGAUUCGUCAUGUUAAAUAUCAUUAUUUUAUUUCUACGUACAAUUCUCUAUUUUCUCUCCACUCAUAUUUCUGCACGAACACUUCACAAUCAAAUGUUUAGCUCAAUACUUCGUGCACCUGUACUCUUCUUCGAUACAAAUCCGAUUGGCCGUAUUAUAAAUCGUUUUUCGAAAGAUAUCUCGUCGAUUGAUGAAAAACUAUCUGAAGUAACAUAUAAUUUUACCGAGGCAUUUUCCAGCAUUGUUUCAACAAUUUCGUUUAUCGUAUUCAUUCAACCAUUGUCAUUAAUAUCAUUAAUAUUUGUUGGUACAAUACUAGAACGAAUACGUCGAAUUUUUAGUCCAACAAUACGUGAUAUAAAACGGCUUGAAAGUCUCGGUCGAUCACCAAUCUAUUCUCAUCUUUCUUCAACAAUUCAAGGCGUACCAGUGAUCCGUUCCUUUGGAGCACAAAAAAUGUCUACACGAGAAUUUUCUCAUUAUCUUGAUGAGCACAGUCGUGCUUGUAGUAUUAUGCUUAUAAUGAAUAGAUGGGUAGCAAUGAGAGUCGACUCUGUGGUAGCAGCCUUUAUCGGUCUUCUUACAUUUUCAAUGUUAUUCGUUCAUCGAAAUUUACCUGUAUCUGAUUUGGGUCUUAUUUUGGCUUAUUCGUUUACAUUGAUGGGCACCGUACAAUGGAUAGUACGAUUGACUAUUGAUGUCAUGAUGCAGAUGACUAGCACGGAACGAGUGAUUGAAUAUAUUGAUUUAAAACCGGAAGAAUCGUCAACAAUUGAUGAAUUGAUCGUUUUAUCACCACAAUGGCCAAUUGGCUCCAUUGUCUUCGACAAUAUGUCCUUUCGUUAUUCACCAGAUUCAUCAUGGGUACUUAGCAAUAUCAGUAUUUCUAUUCAACCAGGCGAAAAAAUCGGUAUCGUUGGUCGAACUGGUGCUGGUAAGAGUUCAAUUAUUCAAUCAUUAUUCCGUAUGGCUGAACUUGAUGGUCGAAUAUUGAUUGAUGGAAUAGAUACAAAACAGAUUUCUUUGUACGAACUUCGUCGACAUAUUUCAAUUAUUCCUCAAGAUCCUGUUCUUUUCAAUGAUACUCUGCGAAUUAAUCUCGAUCCAUUCGGUGAAUAUUCCGAUAUUGAAAUAUGGAGUGCACUCAAUGAGGUUCAAUUUAAGUUCGAUUUGAUCGAAGGUCUUCAACAUCAAGUAACCGAAGGUGGAUUGAAUUUUAGUGUGGGUCAACGACAAUUAAUCUGCUUGGCUCGAGCAUUGCUUCGAAAAAAUCGAAUACUUCUUAUUGAUGAAGCUACAGCUAAUGUUGAUCACAAAACAGAUGAAAUUAUUCAAUUAGCCAUUCGACGUAAGUUCGUUCAUUGUACCGUAUUAACAAUAGCUCAUCGAUUACGAACAAUCAUUGAUAGUGAUAAAAUCCUAAUGUUAUCACAUGGCCGUGUUGUCGAGUUUGAAAGUGCUCAUGAAUUAUUAGGCGACGAUAAAUCCUAUUUUUCUCAUCUUGUCUUGCAAGCUGGUCAUUGGGAAGCCGAAUAUUUGAGACAUCAAGCCAAAAAAGCAGCCAAGUCACGAAAAUGA
Molecule: messenger RNA, 3825 nt
Organism: Rotaria sordida
Lineage: Eukaryota; Metazoa; Rotifera; Eurotatoria; Philodinida; Philodinidae
Source: the annotation of a GenBank genome assembly